This is a messenger RNA of Neltuma alba, 642 nucleotides long. Its product is annotated as probable LRR receptor-like serine/threonine-protein kinase At5g59680. The transcript has 2 exons. Bases 1 to 642 code for a protein of 213 amino acids. The record is from RefSeq and is a predicted model, not a curated record. NCBI's taxonomy places the organism in Eukaryota, Viridiplantae, Streptophyta, Magnoliopsida, Fabales, Fabaceae.
AUGGCUUUGGAUUAUACUGGUUAUCAAUUUGUAGAGAUUAUUCAUACUCCCACAAUAAUCGACACCAUACAAGUCUGCCUAGUCAACACUGGCAGAGGAAUCCCUUUCAUUUCUACGUUGGAACUACGACCUCCUACCAAUUCUAUUUAUCUAACCCCAUCUCCUUCUCAAUCACCACUACUCGUUGAUUCGAGAGUCGAUGUUGGUUCCACUGAGUUUAUUUCAGGCCAUUUUACAAGGUUUAAGGACGACGUUUAUGAUCGUGUGUGGCGUGUGGAUGAUGCUUUUGAAGACAAAGGUUGGAAAAACUUCAAUACGUCGAAAUACAUUGAUGUUGGAAACAUAAACGAUUCUUACAAAUUACCAAUAGAAGUGCUCAUGUCUGUGACCGCAUCAUUGAAUCUCUCCUUUGCUCUGAGCCUUGACUAUGACUCUAUCUGGAUGACACCACCUGAAAAGUCUUUCAGAUAUUAUGUCUACUUUCACUUUGUUGAAAUUGAGGAGCCACCCGCUGGACCAAAGAGAGCAAUUGAUAUUACUGUUAAUGGUGAAAGUAUCAACACAGAGCCGAUAACUCUUGAAUACUUAAAGCCGGUGACAGUUAUUAACGUUACAGAUCAAGAUUGUCUUGUUUCAGCAUAA